Plasmodium coatneyi is the source of this 564-nucleotide messenger RNA. RefSeq lists its product as uncharacterized. The transcript has a single exon. Bases 1 to 564 code for a protein of 187 amino acids. The record is from RefSeq and is a predicted model, not a curated record. NCBI's taxonomy places the organism in Eukaryota, Apicomplexa, Aconoidasida, Haemosporida, Plasmodiidae.
AUGGAUAAAAGAACAUUGUUUCUGACGGUACACACAAAAGGUAAAGAAAACACAGAGGUGAAGGACACAAAUCCACUCCCUGCCACUUCAAAAGUAGGAACCCUUCUGAAGAAGUACAAGAUACACAUAACAUACUAUUCCGUUUUUCUCUCCCUAUUUUGUAUGUUCUCCUACUGCGUUAUAAAGCUGCUAAUUAUGGUUCUGCACGAACCAGUGUCUGUUAAAAUGGUGAAGGAGAGGGUGUUAAUGGACCAGGCGUUGGUAGAAGAAUAUGGAGAAGUCAUAUUCUCUCGCUUCUGGACUGGCUACAUAAAUGACAACCACGCUAGAAUAAAUAUUAACAUAAAAAGUGAGACGAAAAAAAACAAAAAGGGGAAAGUUGUUGCGAAUCUUGUGAAGCAGAAGGACGACACCUGGAUCAUUAAGACGUUAACCUAUUACACCGUUAAAAAGAAUAAUGACUUAAACACAGACGAUUUGAAGACGCUUCGACAAGGUAACGGCCAGACCUCCCUAUGUCCGGUGGACCACAAAUCUUUGGGUGCGCCAAAGGUUAAGGGUUAG